Messenger RNA from Dermatophagoides farinae (American house dust mite), 4100 nucleotides. RefSeq lists its product as uncharacterized. Gene Ontology annotation, molecular function: ATP binding; ATP hydrolysis activity; ABC-type transporter activity. Gene Ontology annotation, cellular component: plasma membrane. Gene Ontology annotation, biological process: transmembrane transport. The record is from RefSeq and is a predicted model, not a curated record. NCBI's taxonomy places the organism in Eukaryota, Metazoa, Arthropoda, Arachnida, Sarcoptiformes, Pyroglyphidae.
UCUGAUGAAAAAUCAUAAUGUCGUCAACAGAAGAAAUUGAAAUUGAAAAUUUUGAUGAUGAUCAUUCACAAUCCAUGAAAAAUGUAUCGAUUUUAUGGCGAAAUCUUCGUUUUGAAGUGAAUAAUAGCCGUUACAAUUGUUGGUUUAAUAAACCUAAAAUUAUUCUACAAAGAUUGAAUGGUCAUUUAUAUAGAAAAAGUUUAAACGGAUUUCUUGGUCCCAGUGGUUCCGGUAAAACAACCUUAUUAAAUUGUCUGAAUGGAACAUUACAAUCUGGCGUUUCAGCUGAUUCCGAAAUUUAUAUCCGUCGAAAUGACAAGAUACCGGUAAUUCGUAUAAUUGAACAACAUAUCCAAGAAACAAUCAUUGGUAAAAUGACAAUCCGUCAGAUACUUGAAUAUGCAUUUCGAUUUAAAAAUAAUCGUGAUGACAAUCGAAUAAUGAAUGAACACAUUGGCCAGGUAUUGAAGGAAUUGAUACUGGACGAAACUAUUCUGAAUAAACAAUUUGAACAUUGUUCUGGUGGUGAACAAAGACGUGUUGCAAUCGCACAGGAACUAAUGUCCUUACAACAGCCAGAUUUCUUAUUUCUGGAUGAACCAACCACCGGUUUAGAUAGUAAUUCAGCAUUAUUGGUUAUGCAAUGUUUACGACGAUUAGUGGAUCAUAAUGAUCAUUUAACGAUUUUGGUUUCAAUUCAUGUACCAAGUUCAGAUAUCUUGAAUCUUUUCGAUAAGCUUUAUAUACUAGCAAAAGGCGGUGUUUGCAUAUAUUUUGAUGACGCCAAAAAUUUACAAGGAAAAUUGGAACAAACAACCCAACAAGAAUUGGAAGCGGAUAAACCACCGAUUGAAGAAUAUUCGAAAAUAGCCUGUAAAGGAAUCGGUGAUGAAUUGGUUAGAAAGUUCGCCAAUUCAUGUUUGCAGGAACAAAUAGCGACGAUAAACUCCACAACAAAAAUCAUCAAUCAACAAGAAUUUUAUUCGAUUGAUCAAAUUAUUUCAAAAAAUCAAAAAAAAUUUUCGUUGUAUGAUUUAUGGUUACAAUUUAAUCGUUUACUACUCAUCGUAUUCGUAGUGGAACGUACAAAAUUAUUUCUAUUACUCAUAUCAUUGGCAUUGUUUAUUACGGUUUUAUCAACAAUGUAUGAUCCAUUAAUGGUUACACCAAACACGUGUUAUUCAUUCGACAAUAAUGAUGAUGGCGCUGAUAUUGGUAAUAUAACUUGUAUGCAAAAACAUUCAAAUGAGAAUUAUAUAUUCCAAUAUCGUAUAUUUCUAACAAAUAUCAUAUGGAUAUCGGGUGCUACUACAAUAUCAAUCAGUGCAAUUUCGUUUAUACAGAUGAUGAAAAUUUUCAUUAAUGAACAUCGAAAUAAAUGGUAUAGUUUGGUUGCUUUUUAUCUAUCAUUCAAUCUUGUACGAUUGUUUGAAUUUACAUUGGUAGCCAUUUUCCUUACAAUAUUCAAUUAUUUCACUGUAAAUCAUUUAUAUAUUGAUCAAUAUCGCAUUGACUGGCAACGAUUUGGUUAUUAUGUUUAUUUUACAUGGUUAAUCAUCAUAUAUACUCAAAGUUGUGGUUUUCUACUUGGCAUCAUAUUCACCCGUUAUUUGGAAAUUGCCGUUAUAUUAGGAUUGAUUGUUUCACAAACAUUUCAUAUAUUUAUUGGUUUUAUUUUCAAAUCUGAACAAUUGAAUGAUCCUGUAUGGCAAACAGUGAUGAAAAUUGUUAAAAAUCGUUAUAUUUAUAAUGGUUUUUUAUAUUCAUUUUAUUCAUUUCAUCGUUGUGAUCCUGAAACGGAACGUUCAUAUAUAUUAGUCGAUAACGAUAUUGAUCAAGAUCAAAUAUUUAGUAAAUCUUCUGGAGUUUUCUUGAAUAUUCUUAUUAUACGAUUGAUUACUGCCUUGAUACUUUGGUGGAAAUUUUCUUUCUAUUAUAAACGUGGCAAAAAACAAUUGCCUCAGACCACGACAAACGAUGAAUUAUUGCCAAUCGAUUAUGAUGAAAAUGCCAAAAUGGAAAAUAUUGAUUUAACACGAAUAAAUCGCACAAAAAUUGGCAAAGAAAUUGAAUUUGAAAAUUUUACACGAAAUAAAAUUAUGAUUUCAUGGCGUUCGAUCAAUCUGUUUGCAUCUUCAUCAAUAUAUGAAAUGCGUUCAGCCAAUAAUAUUGAUCAAGGAUCGAAAUUAAUCCUGAAAAAUUUAAAUGGUCACUUUCGUUUCGGUUCAUUGAAUGCAUUGAUGGGUCCAUCGGGUGCUGGCAAGACAUCAUUAUUGAAAGUUUUAAAUGGACAAAUGAAAACGCGAUUGAGUGAAGAAAGUGAAUUUUAUCUCACAAAAUAUUGUCCAACACGUGUAUGUUAUUUGACGCAAGAAGUUUCUGGACAUCUGAUGCCUGGUUUAACAGCGCUACAAAGUCUUAUAUAUGCAUCAAGAUUGAAAAAUUCAUCCGAAGAAUCCAAUUUAAAUCAUGAAAGUAUUGCAAGAAAUAUGUUGAAUGAAUUAGGCAUCGCAGAUAUAGCUGAUACUUAUGUACAAAAAUGUUCAGGUGGUGAACGUAAACGACUGGCAUUGGGUUUAGAAUUAACUAGCCAAAGAAUGCCAAAUUUGAUUUGCAUCGAUGAACCAACCAGUGGAUUGGAUAGUAAUUCAGCUGAAGUUGUUGUAGCUUAUUUGGCUAAACUUGCACGUGCACAUAAUCUGACCAUCAUUGCUAGUAUUCAUCAACCAAACAUUCAAGUGUUGAUGAUGUUUGAUCAACUUUAUGUGCUCGCUAAAGGUGGUGUGUGUGUUUAUUCGGGUCCACCGUCAAAUAUACGACAAUUUCUCAUGCAAAUUCCCGAUAUCAAUGAAACGAGAAUCAAGGAAGAAAACAACUUAUUUCCCAUCGAACAACUUAUACGAUAUUCUUGUUUGAAUUACACAGAUCCGAUAGUUGAAAAACUAGCUCAACAUGCAACAGCGAUGGAAAUUACAAAUCAACAAAACAAAAUGGAAUCAAUGCAAGAUACACAAAAAGUUAUCGAUGGUAUUCCAACGAAUCGUAUCCGAUUUUCAUUAAGAUCAUGUUGGAUAUUGUUAUUACGAUAUAUGGCCUAUAUUCGUGGACAUAAAUGGAUAUCGUUUACGGCAUUUAUAAUUCUUAUUAUUAUACAAGGUCCAUCGUUAGUAAUGAAAAUCAACACAAAUAUUGCACUGACAAGUGGUUGUGUGAAUUGGGAAGAAUCCUAUAAUAAUACUUGCAAUCGAACCGAAGUAGAACGCCAGAAAGAUGAUGAUUUGGAACAAAAUUUCAUGUACAUUAUUUCAGCAAAUACUUUUUUUGUUUCAUUGAUAUUUCUACAAUGUACAAUAUUAUUAUUAUCUGAAUUACGAUAUUUUUCAAAUGAACAUCGAAAUGGUUGGUACAGUAGUGGUACAUUCUAUCUAACCAGGAUGGUUAUUGAAUGGAUACCAUUAUUAAUAACGACCAUUGGUUUUGUCUACACGAUCAAUAUCUAUGAAAUCGUACGGCCAGGGAUUUUUUAUUGGUACACGUUGUUAUUCAUUUUGGCCGUGAUUCCAAUGCAAAGUAUUGGUUAUUUACUGGUAAUUGUUGCUGCAAAUAGUUUUGCCGUCAUUAUCGUUACAAUGUCUGUCAUUUCAAUAAUAUGGUUUCUUCUAUCCGAUGGAAAUGCACCCAUUGAUGAUUUACAUUACAGUUAUCAAAUCUUAUCCAAUUUUGUUCCAUUACGUUUUCUAAAUCGUGGUACAUUAAUCUUGCAAUAUGGUUUUGAUCGUUGUCGUUCGAAAGAAAUUCAAGCAAUUCUUUAUCGUUAUCAUAUUGUAGAUGAUGAUCUGAAUCAUUCAAUAUUGAUGUUAAUUAUGAAUGUCCUGUUAUUUCAAACAUUGGCAUUAUUGGCAUUGAUUGUGAAAGUAAAUCCAUUUCAAUCACGGCGAAAUCGUGCUGAAAAAAUUUUGAAUCAUCAUCAAACAUUACGACCAUCAAAUGUAAUCAUACCUGGUCUUGGUUGCCAUCAUGAAUUUACAAUCAAACAAUUUGUCGUAUAAAAAUGAUAAUUAUCCAUUUUGUACUAAACAAAAAAAAAGAGACGAAUGAGA